Pararge aegeria (speckled wood butterfly) is the source of this 980-nucleotide messenger RNA. RefSeq lists its product as uncharacterized. The coding region runs from base 147 to 764 and encodes 205 amino acids. The transcript has 3 exons. Lineage: Eukaryota; Metazoa; Arthropoda; Insecta; Lepidoptera; Nymphalidae. The record is from RefSeq and is a predicted model, not a curated record.
UAGUAUUUAGUGAGGGGCAUGUGACUGAAGUAAAUUUAAACUUGGCACUAAUCCAGUGACAUCACAGAUUUGUACAUUCAUGACAAAUCCUGUUUAACUGCUCCAGAGAAUAUAAAUGUUAUUGUGGAAUACACUUGUUAUUAAAAAUGAACCCAAUAUCUGAAGUUACUGAGGUACCAGUGGGGUCAACAGUGGUAUUAAAGUGUGGCAGUAAUGAUUAUAAUCACAACUUUUUGUUUUGGAUUCUAAAUAACAACACAAUCAUCGGCCCUGGAAAUGAUUUUAAUGAAAAAAAAUUCAAAUAUGAAGUAUUAUCUGGAAAGCUACAUAUACAUAAUGUUGCACCCACUGAAGCUGGCUAUUACCAAUGUAUAUCAAAGCACGUCGAUGGAUCAAGCCUUUCAGUUGGAGAAGUAGAAAUGAUAGUUCAAAGUCCUUCAUUCUCUGGUGGAGAUGCUAUAAAAGUGGCUGCUAUUAUUAUCUCUUUACUGGUAUUAAUUAUAUGUGCUGUGGUAUAUUAUCGAUUAAAGAAGGAAUGGAACCAAUAUAACCAUCCUGUUGAAGCAGAUGAAGAAGAUGAAGAAAAGCCUGAUGGUGAAGAAAUUUACAAUCGCACUACCACAACAAUCAGCCAGCCAGUGCCAGGUCCAAGCAGAAAUCCCUCAUCUGAACAUUUGAUAUAUGGAAUAGACAAUGAAGGUUUAGACACUGAUUUUAACUCAGUAUUUGAAAAUAUACAAAUAAAAUCACCAAGUUUAAUAUAAGUGGUUGUAAGUAACUUCAAAAACAACAAAUUUAUAUUUUCUCAUAUUUAUUAUUAUUUAGAACCUACCAUCUUAACUGGCUAUUUAUAUUAGAAGUGUAAAUAAAAUAAAAUUAAUUAUUACAAUAUACUAAGUAAAGUUUCAUAUUGCUAUUGUACAUUUUAUAACAUUGCUAAAAACAUAACUUUCACAUUUUGAUACUGUCAAUAUCCUUGU